This is a messenger RNA of Pseudoliparis swirei, 1746 nucleotides long. It is a transcript of the gene slc17a6a, whose product is annotated as solute carrier family 17 member 6a. The record is from RefSeq and is a predicted model, not a curated record. Gene Ontology annotation, molecular function: neurotransmitter transmembrane transporter activity; L-glutamate transmembrane transporter activity. The transcript is spliced from 12 exons. Lineage: Eukaryota; Metazoa; Chordata; Actinopteri; Perciformes; Liparidae. Gene Ontology annotation, biological process: neurotransmitter loading into synaptic vesicle; synaptic transmission, glutamatergic; monoatomic anion transport. Gene Ontology annotation, cellular component: synaptic vesicle membrane; excitatory synapse. Bases 1 to 1746 code for a protein of 581 amino acids.
AUGGAGCCUGCCGCGGAAAAAGCUGCCCCUACCACCAAGGAGGGAAUCAAACAGAUCGCAGGAAAGGCCCUCGGGAAGAUUUACAAGAGGCUGGAAAAGCGGCAACAGACAGGUGAGGCGAUCGAGCUCACGGAGGAUGGGAGACCCAAGGCGGACCAGGAGCGGAAGAAGCCCCUGUGUGACUGCACUUGCUUCGGGCUUCCGCGCAGAUACAUCAUCGCUAUGCUGAGCGGGAUGGGCUUCUGCAUCUCCUUCGGCAUCCGGUGUAACUUGGGUGUGGCCAUCGUCAGCAUGGUCAAUAACAGCACGAUCCACGAAAACGGCAAGAUCAUCAUCACUGAGAAAGCGGAAUUCAAUUGGAACCCAGAGACCGUGGGGAUGAUUCAUGGCUCCUUCUUCUGGGGCUACAUAGUGACUCAGAUUCCAGGAGGGUAUAUCUCCUCAAGGCUGGCUGCAAACAGAGUUUUCGGUGCUGCCAUUGUGCUGACAUCCAUCUUGAACAUGUUCAUUCCCUCUGCCGCCCGAACCCACUAUGGAUUAGUCAUCUUUGUGAGGAUAUUACAAGGGCUGGUGGAGGGAGUGACUUAUCCAGCCUGCCACGGGAUCUGGAGUAAAUGGGCUCCGCCACUGGAAAGAAGUCGCCUGGCAACCAUCUCCUUCUGUGGAUCCUAUGCCGGGGCAGUGAUAGCCAUGCCUCUGGCUGGCAUCCUGGUCCAGUACACUGGAUGGUCCUCUGUCUUCUAUUUGUAUGGAUGCUUCGGGAUAUUUUGGUACUUGUUCUGGGUCCUGGUCUCCUACGAGAGCCCGGCGGAGCACCCGACCAUCACUGACGAGGAGCGCCGUUACAUUGAGGAGAGCAUCGGGGAAAGUGCCCAGCUAAUGGGCGCAAUGGAAAAAUAUAAGACUCCCUGGAGGAAAUUCUUCACCUCCAUGCCCGUCUAUGCAAUCAUCGUGGCCAACUUCUGCAGGAGCUGGACCUUUUAUCUGCUCCUCAUCAGCCAGCCUGCAUACUUUGAGGAGGUGUUUGGCUUUGAGAUCAGCAAGGUUGGAAUCGUGUCAGCGCUGCCUCACUUGGUCAUGACCAUCAUCGUGCCCUUGGGAGGCCAGUUAGCGGACUACCUGCGGAUGCACAACAUUAUGUCCACCACCAAUGUCCGGAAAAUCAUGAACUGUGGAGGGUUUGGUAUGGAGGCCACUUUCUUGUUAGUGGUUGGUUAUUCUCACAGUAAGGGGGUGGCCAUCUCGUUCUUAGUUCUGGCGGUGGGUUUUAGUGGAUUUGCAAUAUCAGGUUUCAAUGUCAACCAUCUAGACAUCGCUCCUCGCUACGCCAGCAUCCUCAUGGGUAUAUCCAACGGGGUGGGUACCCUGUCAGGGAUGGUGUGCCCUCUAAUCGUGGGAGCCAUGACAAAGAACAAGACGCGGGACGAGUGGCAGUACGUCUUCCUCAUUGCUUCCAUGGUGCAUUAUGGGGGAGUGGUGUUUUAUGGCAUCUUUGCAUCUGGGGAGAAACAGCCAUGGGCCGACCCUGAAGAAACCAGCGAAGAGAAGUGUGGCUUCAUCGAUGAAGAUGAGCUGGCCGAAGAGACGGGAGACACCGCGCAGAGCUACGGCGCCACGGCCGGUCCGGCUAAAAGCUACGGGGCCACGGCACAGCUCAACGGAGGUUGGGUCCAGGACUGGGAUAAGACGGAAGAGUAUGUGCAGGAACCGGCCGGGAAGAUGUACGCCGAGCGCGGCUACUCUUAA